Messenger RNA from Microdochium trichocladiopsis, 381 nucleotides. RefSeq lists its product as uncharacterized. The record is from RefSeq and is a predicted model, not a curated record. The coding region runs from base 1 to 381 and encodes 126 amino acids. NCBI's taxonomy places the organism in Eukaryota, Fungi, Ascomycota, Sordariomycetes, Xylariales, Microdochiaceae. The transcript has 3 exons.
AUGGCUCACCACGAGAACCACGAUGAUGAAAUGGACUUGUCAGAGAUCAGCACUUCGCCAGAAUCAAUAUCCACACCGCCGACUUAUAGGAGCCUAACGAAGAUCAACAUACUUGAGGAAGACAAGCUAGAGGUUUCGGGCCCAUCCACAGACAUGCCUCUCUUUGCUCGCCUCGGCCUGCUCCCUACUAUCGAGGUGUCGGAGAGCGACCACCCAGGCACUGACUUCCCGUCCCAUACCGCGGAUGCAUUAGGCAUCACAGGAGCUGCAACAUCCCUGGGCGAUUAUUUUGACCUUUGUCUGCAGCAUUGCCCUUUGGAACUCAUGAUCAACCUGAUACACCUUCAUUUGACUAAUCGUGAGCCCUUCACCACAGGCUGA